UCCGAUACCAGUCAACGAACCUUGGGACAUCGCUUGUCGCCUAGACAGCCUACUAAUACAGCGGAACCUCAGUCUGCCUCUGGGGCGUGGUACCGGCACGGCUAUGGCUGCGCCGCUCACGCGAAUGCUCUUCUUUGUGCAGGUCAGUCAGUAUGCAACGUGCGACACUUAUUCUAUUCUCAUUCUGCCGGUACCACCCCCAGUGCUCUUUGCGAGUGUAAGAGCUCAUGCCUGCCGCUUUCGACCUGUGUCUUGUAGGCGCUAUCGGUUCAAGUUGCUACGCCGUUUCGCAUUUUACUUCUUGUUGUUACUUAUAUGUGGUGACGUCGAGAUGAACCCAGGCCCCGACGAUUCAGUUCUUAAACAGCUUUUAGACGGACAAAAGGAAAUUAAGAAAGAACUGGGUGCUAUUGAAAAACACCAAGCUGAAAGUAACUCUGCCAUAUCGGACCUCAACGAACGUAUGACUAAAUUAGAAACAACGCUUACUAAACUUGAGGAAUUGCACAGCGUCGUCAAGGGAUGCAAACAGAUUUGCGAAGUGCAGCAAGUUCAGCUACAGGCGCUUGUAGAUAAGGUUGAUGACCUUGAAAACCACAGUAGGAGGUGCAAUUUAAUUUUCUAUGGUGUGAAAGAUGAUGAGCGCGAAACGUACGAAAAGGCUGAGGAACAUAUCUUAGAAGUUUGUCAGUCGAAGCUUCAAUGUGAAAACGUAUCAAUAGAGAGAGCACAUCGUCUUGGAAGGCAUAAUCCUAAUAAGAAGCGGCCAAUAAUGGUCAAGUUCCUUUCGUUUAAGGAAAAGCAGGCAGUGUUAUCAAGCGCAAGAAAAUUGAAGGGCUCAGAUAUUAGUAUUUCAGAGGACUUUUCCGAGAGCGUGCGCAAAAAGCGGAAACGACUGUGGGAUUAUGCUAAGGCUAAUCGAGUGAAGACUGACAAAGUAAACAUCAAGUUCACUACUCUUUAUAUAAAUAAGGUGAAAUACGUCUAUGAUGAAUCCCUAGACCAAGUUGUGCAAGCAGACUGACAGGAACUGAAAGCGGAUGGGUCUGUGCUUUCUUUUCUUAUUGUGAAUUGCAGAAGCAUACGUAAUAAAUGUGAUGAAUUUUCUAGCCUUGUUGAUAUGUCUAGACCAACUGUCGUUCUUGGAUCUGAAUCCUGGCUCGAUGCUGACGUUGAGGAUAAUGAAGUGUUUCCCAGGGGCUUUGUUUGUUACCGUAAGGACCGAAAUCGUUUCGGGGGAGGCGUUUUUAUUUUAGUGGAUGCGACAAUGUGCUUCCGGGAAAUUGAUAUUGAAUGCAGUCAAAGUGAAAUGUUGUGGGUAGAGAUUAGAUUGAAGAACGGCAGGUCAUUAUCGGUAUGUUCGUUCUAUCGCCCACCAGGAAGCAAAGUUAAUAUUCUAGGUGAGCUUACCGCGGCAAUGGAAACAGUGAGCACUGAUUACCUAGUUAUAGGUGGGGAUUUUAAUCUUCCAGAAAUCGAUUGGUCUCUAGCAGAUCCCAGUUCCAGUGCUUGCAGCCAGUCAAGUAAAGAAAUGUUGAAGAUAUGUCGCCUCUUCGAGUUAACACAACUAGUUCUAGAGCCGACAAGGGCAAAAAAUGUUUUAGAUUUAUUUUUCACUAACACGCCAGAGGCGGUGAGUUCUACAACAGUGCUGCCGAGCAUAAGCGACCACCAAGCUGUAUUGUGCGAUAUGAAUUUGCAGUAUGUGAGAGCUGCUAACAGUGGUCCACGGCGUAUCUACAGCUAUCAAAAAGCACGUGUCAGUGAUAUGACCCUGGCUCUAGAUUCCUACUACGAUGUGUUUGAGACACAGGCUGAAUUCAUGAAUAUGGAAGAGCUAUGGAAAGUAUUUAAGAACAAGUUGCUCGAGAUGCGUGAAAGAUAUGUACCAUCAUGGGUUAUGACUGCGCGGCGCAGCAAAAG
Messenger RNA from Dermacentor silvarum, 1923 nucleotides. RefSeq lists its product as uncharacterized. Gene Ontology annotation, molecular function: single-stranded RNA binding. The record is from RefSeq and is a predicted model, not a curated record. Lineage: Eukaryota; Metazoa; Arthropoda; Arachnida; Ixodida; Ixodidae. Gene Ontology annotation, cellular component: ribonucleoprotein complex. The coding region runs from base 104 to 1024 and encodes 306 amino acids. Gene Ontology annotation, biological process: retrotransposition. The transcript has 2 exons.